Molecule: messenger RNA, 1767 nt
Organism: Ostreococcus tauri
Lineage: Eukaryota; Viridiplantae; Chlorophyta; Mamiellophyceae; Mamiellales; Bathycoccaceae
Product: Tetratricopeptide repeat
Exons: 2
Coding region: 1-1767 (588 amino acids)
Molecular function (GO): protein binding
Source: RefSeq, a predicted model, not a curated record
AUGCGGUGCGCGCGCGCCGACGACGCGGGCGAGCUCCCGAUCGACGUCAUCGACGCCGUCGCGCGCGCGCCCGACGACGCGCGGGCGUAUUCGAGGGCGCGUUUGCGAGAAUUCAAUGUCUCGACGGUGACGCGGCACGCGAAUGGAUCGAUGGCGCGACGGGAGUACGGGCCCGCGCGUGGGUUCUACGCGCUCGCCCUGGAGACGCUCGCGGUGCGCGACGGCGAGGACGGGCGCGGGUCGGGGCGCGGGCGACGACGGAUUGAAUUGCGAUUGGGUCUGGGCGACGCCGCGCUCGGGUGCGGCGACGCGAACGCGGCGCGCGGGGCGUACGCGGCGGCGAUGCGAGAGACUGGGAUGUUUGAGAAGAAACGCGCGGUGGUGACGGAUAGAGAGGAGGAUGGUGAAGGAUCGGGGGGGGUGAGGGAUGAAUGGAAUGAGUGCGAGGAGACGUACGAGGACGGAGGGGACGAGCGGGACGCGAGCGACGCGCGGGCGCGGACGAUCGCGGAUUACGUCGUAAAGUGUAACUCGGGGGAGGUGAAAUCGAUGAUUCGGGGAGUGAUCGAUGCGGAGAUGAUGUAUAGGAUGGGUCGGGCGUUUCAGCUCGCGGGACGACCGCGGCGGUCGCUGUUGGCGAAUAAGGUUGCGCUGCUGCUGCAGCCGGAUGGGCCGGCGGAGCGAAGCGCGACGCAGAUUCAUCUGUCGUGCGCGGAGGCGUCGUUGGCGUUCGGUGACGCUGAGACGGCGUUGCAUUACUUUAGAAUGGUGAUGCUCAAGGCCGAGGAGGCGUCGCUGUCGACUGGGGACGUCUUUUGCAACCUCGCGACGUGUUAUCGCGCCAUGGGACUGCACGACGAGGAGGCGCGCGCGAUGAACGCGGUGUGCACUAAUUCCAAGCACAGGCCGAUGCGGAUCACGAACAUGAUCAAGACGAUCAUGUAUCGACUCUCUCAGGAUAAAGACACCGCGAAGGCGAUUCACGAGCUCGAGUCCCUGAACGAGAUGAAGGAGACGGCGGAGGGGUUGUACUCGCUCGGACGCGUGCUCUUGCUGGCGCGCGAUUACAACGCCGCCGAUGACGCCCUGAUGCGGGCGUGCGAGCUCGACCCGGCGUCGCCGAAAGUGUGGCUCGAGAUCGGUACCCUGUACUUGAAGGGUUUCAACGUUCCCGCGACCGCGGCGAAGGCGUUUGGGCGGGCAAAGGAGCUUUCGCUUGUGCUCAUGGAGCAAGAGGAAGACUCGUACCAAGCGGAGAGCGGAUACGGCGGCGCGGAUGAAAAUCGCACAAAGUUUAACGAUCGGACAGAGAUCUCGGACGCGCGCACGCGCGCGGUGAUCGGCCGGGGCGACUGCUUCGAGGAGUUGGGGCAACCCUCGAAAGCGCUUCGCGAGUGGGAAGAGGUUCCGGAGACGGCGGCGAUCCAGAUCCGAAAGAUGCGAAUCGUCGUAUGGGCCGUGGUGCUCGUGCAGCGCAACUUUAGAGAGUAUAAGAAACGAAUCGCGAACGAGAUCUCGAACGGCGUGCGCAGACCGGUGCUGGCGCCCAGUAGCCGAGUCGUGAACCCAAAGCCGGUGAAGAAGAAGUACGACUCUCUGUCGCGUAUGCUGACGAAGAAGGACCCACGCAAGACUGAGGUUCCCGCGAUCGAUUUGCUAAAGGGUUUCACCAUCGGCAACGCGCUGUCUGCGGUGCCGAAGAAGAAGAAACCCAACAAUUUUUUCGGAUUUUUCAACUCUCCCGGAAAGUCAUCGAAGAAAAAGUGA